This is a messenger RNA of Drosophila biarmipes, 975 nucleotides long. RefSeq lists its product as uncharacterized. The transcript has a single exon. Bases 63 to 842 code for a protein of 259 amino acids. Gene Ontology annotation, cellular component: nucleus; cytoplasm. Lineage: Eukaryota; Metazoa; Arthropoda; Insecta; Diptera; Drosophilidae. Gene Ontology annotation, molecular function: RNA binding. The record is from RefSeq and is a predicted model, not a curated record.
UUCAAUUCUAAUUUUCCUAGAGAGCUCCUACUUGCAAACUUUUUAUCAUAUUCAUAUCGAAAAUGACUUCGUGCCACGGCUACCGUUGCGCCUACGAGGAUGGGAUGAACCUAUCCUGCGUGAGUUUGAUGUACUAUCGCAGGAUCGUGAGGAUGGACAGGAGCGCCCUGCUGCAGACCGACCUCAAGAAGAUGCCGCCAAAGCCGCAGAAGACGCCCCGCUUGUUCCAGCCCAAGCUGGAGAAGGACAAGAACAAGGCGACUUCUACGAUGGUUGCAGCCCAAAAGGAAAGGGUGAAGGACAUCCAGGAGGCAGCUUUGGUCAAGGUCAAAGGGCAAGACUCUGGAAUCGCACGCAAUCUCCGUGCUGCCCGAAUCUAUGACCGCCAUUCCGGAUCGAAGCGCACGGGUGUCAAGGCGGUGGACAAACGCAAUGGAGCCGGGGCCCACAACUGGGGAUCGCCGGAGCAGGAGAUCCAGAUGCAUCAGAAGGACAAUUCUCGCAGGGACAAGCAAGCCCAGGAUGUGUCCAUGCAGUCGAAGGCGGCUGGGAAGAAGGACUCUUCGAAGGAUUCGCCGGUGCAGUUCACACUGGACGAGUGGCGUGCCAUGCAGACCCAGAAGAGGAAAUUACUUCAGAAGAAUCAGGAGAAGGCCUCCGAGGGUGGUGAAGCAGGUUCAGGAGAAUCAGGUGGAUCGGGAGAAUCAGGCCCAUCUGGAGGGUCAGGAGACGAGGGCGCAGGAUCGCGUCUUGUCGGCAUCAAGUUCUAUUUCAGCUCCAAGCCAGGACCCAUUUUGAAGAUCAGUGAUGACCUGAAGUCCUGUCCCAAGGUCGACGAUUAGGGACAGUUCUCAAAACUAUCCUAAGUCGACAUUUUCACGUCGACCAUUGCCAAUGCGACUCGAGUAUAUUUUGGUAUCUCGCGUUACAUUCAUGGUACUCACUCAAUUGUAAUAAAAUAAUACAGAAAAACUA